This is a messenger RNA of Dermacentor silvarum, 3203 nucleotides long. Its product is annotated as arylsulfatase B-like. The record is from RefSeq and is a predicted model, not a curated record. NCBI's taxonomy places the organism in Eukaryota, Metazoa, Arthropoda, Arachnida, Ixodida, Ixodidae. Bases 381 to 2234 code for a protein of 617 amino acids. The transcript has 12 exons.
AACGCCACAACAAAAAGCGUGCAGCGCCUCCACGCAUCAGCGAGAAUGUGAAAUGCAGCAAGUAGGCAAGGAAAAAGGAAAAACGAACAAUGCAACAUCCCUCCACGGGGAAAGAAUGUGAAUCUACAUGUGCAGCUGUAGCUCUUAUCUGCUUGCAUGCGGCCUUCACUGCGCUGUUAAACGGGUCGUUGCACUAAUAUGGUCGCGCCGGCCAAGACACGUCUACGAUCUGAUACCUGCAGUCUGGUUCUGCUUGGACACACGUCAAUAGGCCACGUAGUGCCGGAGCGAGGAACGCCGCCUCGUCAUAGCGUUCAUCAAAGUCCCGACAGGAAGCGUCGGUUCCUUUCCAUUCUCGCAUUCGGCGCGUACGUGGCUAGAUGCGGCGGCGACCAAGCACUAGGCCGUUUCAAGGGGCUCUCACGGGAUCAGAAGAGGAUGCCAAAGCAGAACAAUGGUUUCUUAACCACGGUGGCGGUGACGCAGGCGUAGGAAUUUCGCCUGUGACGCCACCCGCAGUCGCCGCUCAAGGACACCGAAGAAGCCCGCUGCAUUGUGUCACAGUCUUCACAUUAUUGCUGGUAGCAGCAGCGCUGGUCGUGUUGCUGCUGUGGCUGACAACGCGCGAUGGACGGAUGCAAGCGUCGUCACGUACGCGGCCGCCUCACAUCGUGUUUAUACUUGCCGAUGAUUUGGGUUGGGCCGACCUCAGCUACAAUGGGAACCCGCAGAUACGCACUCCAAAUAUCGAUGCUCUGGCCUGGAAUGGAGUCCGUCUCACGAGACUCUACCACCAGCCCUUAUGCACACCGUCAAGGACAGCGAUCAUGACUGGGCGCUAUCCCAUACACACAGGCAUGCAGCAUUUCGUUAUCAAGAUGUCCGAGCCCAGGGGAUUGCCACUCAACUUGAAGCUCCUUCCAGAAUGGCUCAACGACCUCGGAUACACUUCUUACAUGCUUGGAAAGUGGCACCUUGGUUUCCACAAGUCUGCGUAUACACCGACGAACCGGGGCUUCCUGAGCUAUGUUGGCAGCUGGGGCGGAAGCUGCGAAUACACAACUCACCAGAGGGCGCCGAUUGGUUCCACCGACUACGGUCUAGACUUUAGACGAAAUUUAACGCUGGCUCCUGAGGACAGCGGACGAUACUACACGGAACUCGUCACGGAAGAGGCGAUAUCACUCAUUAGGAAUCACCCAGUUGAUAAGCCUAUGUUCCUGUACGUUGCCCACCUGGCUCCACAUUACGGCACCGUGCGAGUUCCAAUAGAGGCUCCCGCUGAGUAUCUUGAAGGCUACGAUUUCGUUACAGAAAUGAACCGCACCAUUUACGCAGGUAUGGUUGCUGCCCUCGACAUGUCUGUUGGGAAAAUUUUCGAUGCUCUUAAUGAGAGGGAAAUGCUGAACGACACGCUUCUGUCGUUCAGCUCAGACAACGGUGCUGCAUCAACAUACUGGGACGUGAACGCCGCAUCGCCUUAUCCUCUGCGAGGCGAAAAAGCUACUCUCUGGGAAGGCGGCGUUCGAGUACCGGGAUUUUUGUGGACUGCGAGGCCCCUGUGGCGUGGACCUGGGUCUCAAUACGACCACCUUUUUCACGCCACGGACUGGUUACCGACUCUCUACGAGAUGGCAGGUGGAGAUGUGUCCAAGCUUGCUGGAAUUGACGGUGUCAGCCACCUACGGUCCUUGCGGGACCCUUUCGCUGACCAACCAAGACACGAGAUGCUCUUGAACAUCGAUUCCAAAGAUGGUAGCGAGGCCAUAAUCCAAGAUUCAUACAAGCUUGUCUUCGGAGCGUUUCCUGAUGGUACGUCGCAAUGGCUGGAGAUACCCGGCAAAAGGCUACCGGCAGCAGAAGAAGCCGAACUGGCACGUCAAAGCUGCAUUAGUUGCACUGCUUAUCGGGUGCUUGCGAUGCGCGGUAGGAGCCCGAACUGUGGCGAAGCAGGCAGCAUCUACUCAACACCUGUGAAAUGCGGGAAACGAAACUCGAGCACAGCUCCAUGUGACUCGACGCUGGCGCCCUGCCUCUACGACAUUAACGCAGACCCAUGCGAGUACAAUGAUAUCGCCAACGAAAACCCAGAGAUUGUGAGGCAACUGCAAGCUCGUAUUUCGGCCUACAAGAAAGGAGCAUUAAAACCCGUCAACCUUGACCAAGAUCCCUCCGCAUUCCCGCACAACCACGGUGGGGCGUGGGUCAGCUGGAAGGACAAGCUGCCAACAUGAACAAGGCGUGUUCCGCUAGACUUCAAUUCUACCAUUUCAGAAGCCAGUGGAAAUAGACCUAGUGUAGCAGUGCGUGCCUACAAGGUGUGGCGCUCGGUUUAUGAAAUGCUGGUUGCUCCGACGCAGGACACUAGCAUAGACUGAAAGGAAACAUUUAAAUAAACAUCCAAUAUUAGCAAGUGAAAUAAAUUAUGAACAUAGACUCAGCAGCCACCACUGCAAAGAAACAAAAACUCCAUGUGCGCCACGAGAAUAUUAACACGGCUUGAUUUCGUAGGUAUGAAGUCAUCCAGUUUGACAAAAGCGCCAUGUGCCACGAUGACACGCUGCAAGCUGAGAGUGAACAAUUUUUAAAACGAAGCUUUCAAUACAGGCAAACAACAAAAGCGAUUCAGAAACAAGCAUGAACAUCACAUGCAUUGUUUCUGCUACACCGGGCCCUGACGGAAGAUAGGCCCUCCAAAUAAAAUCUGUUUUAGGGCAUACCGACGGCGCAAUUCCUGGAGAGCUUACAGUAUAUCAACAUAAACAGAACGUCAGGGAUUUCCCGUUCCCGUUAUACCACCGUUGUUACGUCAUCACCUAAUGCAGCCAUUCCAUUGUUGUCAUGUCAUCAUCGUGACGUUGUCGUCAUUACACCAUAAUCAUAAUUUCAUAAUCGUCGUCCCAAUGUCGUCAUGCCAUCAUCAUCAUCCCGCCUGCGGCAGCACCAACGUAUACCUGAAUAUAAUAAGAUCCACCCAAACCCAUCAAUAUUGCUGUCGACGUUAAUGCGAUUAGCAUUCAAGCAAUGUAGUUGCUUCGAUUGACUGCUAUUUAAAACGCAGUUUUAUUCGACAAGCCGUAACGUCAGAGCAGCUUUCUUGCGUAAUAUGGUUGCAUUGCUGGGACGGAGACUCAGGACAGGCACCUGGCGCUAACAAUGCAAAAUGAGAAAGCGAAUAAAACAAUGUAAUUUACACAUGCGUU